UCUAAGUAUAGAAGUUUGAGUUAGAUUUGCAAUAUGCUGACCAUGUCUUUGAUCUGGGGAGUUGUGAUAGCUGUGUGUUGCUGUUUGUGGCUUGUUCUCGGAAUGAGGAGAAGGCAAAUAGGUGAACCGCCUCUGGAGAAUGGGUUAAUUCCAUAUUUUGGAUGUGCUCUGCAAUUUGGUGCCAAUCCUCUUGAGUUCUUGAGAGCAAAUCAAAGAAAACAUGGUCAUAUUUUCACCUGCAAACUAAUGGGAAACUAUGUCCACUUUGUAACAAAUCCCUUGUCAUACCAGAAAGUGUUAUGCCAUGGGAAAUAUUUUGACUGGAAAAAAUUUCACUUUACUACUUCUGUAAAGGUAUUUGGGCACAGAAGCAUUGAUCCAAAUGAUGGAGACACAACUGAAAACAUAAACAAGACUUUGAUCAAGACCCUACAGGGUGAUGCCUUAAAUUCCCUCACGGAAACAAUGAUGGAAAACCUCCAACGGGUCAUGAGACUUCAAGUUACUGCUAACUCACAGUCCACCUGGGAAAGAGAAGGGAUGUAUUCCUUCUGCUACCGAGUGAUGUUUGAAGCUGGAUAUGUAACACUCUUUGGCAGAGAUGUUGCAGGGCCAGAUACACAAAAAGCACUUAUUCUUAAUAACCUUGACAACUUCAAGGAAUUUGACAAGAUCUUUCCAGCUUUGGUAGCAGGCCUUCCCAUCCACAUGUUCAAGACUGCGCACCAGGCCAGAGAAAAACUGGAAGAGAACUUCAAGCAUGAGAACCUGGGGAAAAGAUACCACAUAUCAGAACUGAUCAGGAUUAUGAAUGACACACUGUCUACCUUAGAUGACAUGGAGAAGGCCAAGUCACAUGUCGCUCUACUCUGGGCUUCGUUAGCAAACACUAUUCCUGCUUCAUUCUGGUGCUUGUUUCAGAUGAUUAGGAACCCGGAAGCAUUGAAAGCAGCUACAAAAGAAGUGAAGAAAACUCUGGAGAAUGCUGGUCAAAACAUCAGCUCUCAGGACCAUCCUAUUUCUUUGAGUCCAACACAACUGAAUGACAUGCCUGUGCUAGACAGUAUCAUCAAGGAGUCUCUGAGGCUCUCUAGUGCCUCCCUGAACAUUCGGCCUGCUAAAGAGGAUUUCACUUUGCACCUUCAGGAAGGUUCCUUUAAUAUUCGCAAAGAUGACAUCAUAGCACUUUAUCCACAACUAAUGCAUUUAGAUCCAGAAAUUUAUCCAGACCCUUUGACUUUUAAAUAUGAUCGCUAUCUUGAUGAAGAUGGGAAGAUAAAGACUGCCUUCUACAGAAAUGGACACAAGUUAAAGUAUUAUUAUAUGCCUUUCGGAUCAGGAGUCACAAUAUGUCCUGGGAGAAUAUUUGCUGUCCUGGAAAUCAAGCAAUUUUUGAUUCUUAUGCUUACCUAUUUUGAACUAGAGCUGGUGGAAAACCCUGCUAAAUGUCCUCCUUUGGACCAGUCCCGUGCAGGCUUAGGUGUUUUACCACCCUUAAAUGAUGUUGAGUUUAAAUAUAAAUUCAAAUCUUUUUGAUUAUGUUGUUAGACAGAGAGAGGAGAUGUUACAGGACUGAAGAACAUGUUGUAUAUCUGUCUCUCUGGGCAGAUGCCUUAACUGGUAAUGAAAGUGAUGCAGCAAGUCUAAUUCUGUUCACGGAUCUUUGCUGGUGAAUCUGAAUAUUUGGGUGACAAUUUCUAUAUUCCAUCUCAGCCUAUGCUAGUUAGAAGCACAACAGUUUUGUUUGAAUGAGUUAGUGAAUGGUAAUGUAACCAGGACUGAGCUUCAUUUUUUUUCCCCCAGAGGAAAAAGCUUUUUGUUUGUCCAGAAUGAAAUACUCCAAUUGGCAGCCUUUUUUCCUAGGGAAAUGAACUUAUUUUUAUGGAAGUUAUCUAGUAAAUUUGAAAAAGUUACAAAUUCACGUUUUAGUGAAACCAUGAUUUUUUAAAUAAGAAGAAAACAUCUUUUAAUUUUCCCUAUAUCAAGCAUUCACACUUUAAAAAAUAAUUAUAACAUUAAUUCCUGAACUACAUUAAAGACAGUUGAAUAUUUCCAUUUAAAUUCAGGUUUCAACUAUCUUAGUUAUGUUUUUAUUAGAGUUCAUUUAAUGUGCGUUUUUUUUUCAGAAAAGGCAAUUUUUCUGGCAUUACUAAACCUGAAUCAAUUAAAAAAUAUAGAUUUUAUGUGGCAUGUUUUUAAGUUAAAAUAAAAUAUUAACCCUAUAAGAGAAAAUAGCCAUUUAAAUAGUUAUUUAAAUAGCCAUUUAAAAGCAUUGGACAUAAAAUGUGAGAUAUCAAAGAGAUCACUGUCACUGUCAUCCCAUUUCUCAUCGAUUUGCUGGCACCAGUGACGUCUUCUCAUUGAGAGACUUAUUGUUACUGUUUUUGGCAUAUCCAAUACGCGUGAGUAGCUUGCCAGGCUCUACCACGAGGGCAAGGGCUCGAUACUCUCGGUAGCUUGCCUGGCUAUCUGAGAGGGGCAGAGGAAUCGAACUCGGGUCAGCCGUGUGAAAGGCGAACGCCCAACCGCUGUGCUAUCGCUCCAGCCCAUGAAAGAGAUAAUUUAAUAUAAUCUAGUAUUGUAUUUAAAUACUUUUUAUAUUUCAAUAUCAUUCAGUUGAAGAAAAUAUAAUUUAAGGUUAUUUGAUAGCUUUUAUUGUGUAUUACAGUGCUGAGGUAAGAUAUUUUAAGUAUUGGAGUUAUCAGUUACAUUUUAUUGGUAUUUCUGUACAUAUUUAUUUAUAAAUUAUGCUUACUUAUUUCUUGUAUUACAAAUAUUUCUGUACUAGAAUAUAUUGUUAAAUUUUAUAAUUUUUAAAUGAUUCACCUUUCAGAAAUAUGUGUGGAUAUGUUUUAAAUUUUAUACUCAGAAUACUUAAUACACUCAUCUGAAAACUGCAAGAAUUAUGUUCAAAAUUUAUCCCUUAUAAGAAGCAAAAUUGUGAUUCACUCAAAAAUUUCUCUACCAAUCAUAACAUUUAUCAAUUUAAAAAAUCUUGUUAUUUAAUAUUAUCAUGGAAUUACCUGUCACACGAAUU
Messenger RNA from Sorex araneus (European shrew), 3037 nucleotides. Its product is annotated as cytochrome P450 7A1. Bases 34 to 1536 code for a protein of 500 amino acids. Gene Ontology annotation, molecular function: heme binding; cholesterol 7-alpha-monooxygenase activity; iron ion binding. The transcript is spliced from 6 exons. Gene Ontology annotation, biological process: cellular response to glucose stimulus; bile acid biosynthetic process; cholesterol homeostasis. NCBI's taxonomy places the organism in Eukaryota, Metazoa, Chordata, Mammalia, Eulipotyphla, Soricidae. The record is from RefSeq and is a predicted model, not a curated record.